Lobosporangium transversale is the source of this 663-nucleotide messenger RNA. Its product is annotated as cyclin-like protein. The record is from RefSeq and is a predicted model, not a curated record. Lineage: Eukaryota; Fungi; Mortierellomycota; Mortierellomycetes; Mortierellales; Mortierellaceae. The coding region runs from base 1 to 663 and encodes 220 amino acids. Gene Ontology annotation, molecular function: cyclin-dependent protein serine/threonine kinase regulator activity. The transcript is spliced from 2 exons. Gene Ontology annotation, cellular component: cyclin-dependent protein kinase holoenzyme complex; nucleus; centrosome. Gene Ontology annotation, biological process: regulation of cyclin-dependent protein serine/threonine kinase activity; mitotic cell cycle phase transition.
AUGGACAGAGACCCCAGCCAUGACCAGACCUUGAUGAUGGAGUAUGAGGAUGAAAUCUUUAGCCACUGCCGUGAGAUGGAGACUACUCUCCAGCCAGAUAUUGGAUAUCUGGAGCGGAUGCCAGAGUCUGCGUGGGCUCACAGGAUGCACUGCAUCGAGAUUAUGACAGAGACACGUAUGAAAAUGCGUAUCCUCCCUGAACCCCUAUUCCUCGGCGUCAAUCUGUUUGACCGAGUUUUAAACAAAAUUUCACGAAAGUUUCACGACAAUAAGAUGGUCCUCGUUAUAACUUCCUUCGUUUGCUUAUUGAUUGCCGCUAAGUUCGAGCAGCGUGUUGGAUGUAUGCGAUUGAGAGAGUAUACUAGGCUUAUGGGUCAGUUUGGAUACCAAGUAGAAGUCACCGAUUUUCAGCUUUAUGAGCGCGAAAUCCUACGGUUGCUCGACUACAGGGUUGGUUGGCCAGGACCAUUGCCUUUCUUGCGGAGAUGCUUACGUGGAGACGGGGACAAUGAUGACAUUAUCUAUGUUAGGUCCAUCACCAGGUUCAUCCUUGAACUAGUCCUACUAGACCCCCGAUUUCUCAUCUAUAAGCCAUCGCUUCAAGCUGCAGCUGCAGUAUAUAUUAGCCGCUGGAUGAUGGGCCGGACAGAGUGGGUACGUUAA